Molecule: messenger RNA, 465 nt
Organism: Colletotrichum acutatum
Lineage: Eukaryota; Fungi; Ascomycota; Sordariomycetes; Glomerellales; Glomerellaceae
Exons: 2
Source: RefSeq, a predicted model, not a curated record
GAGCAGUACGACUGGUGGAGCAUCAAGCAGGCAUUCGCAAUCGAACCUCGUGGCCACACGAUUCAGAAUGUUGGAUCAGUACAUACGAGAGGUGGCCGGGCACUAUUCUUCCCCAACCUCCUCCAACACCAAGUCUCUCCCUUCGAACUGGCAGAUCCCUCGAAGCCUGGCCAUAGGAAGAUUGUGGCUCUCUUCCUUGUCGACCCAGCCAUUCCUAUCAUAAGCACGUCGAACGUGCCGCCUCAGCAGAAGCACUGGUGGCCUGCUGAGCCUAAGACUGAUUCACUGCUCGCCUCAACAUCAGAUGACCAGGGAUUAAUUCAGUGGGAAAUGGUUCGAAAAGAGUGGCCCAUCGGAAUGGAACAGGCCAAGGAGCUGAGAAAGGAGCUGAUGGCUGAAAGAACGUGGAUGAAAGAGAAGGAGGCUUCUUGGCUCAAGACGGAAUGGAACUUCUGCGAACAUUGA